Molecule: messenger RNA, 2176 nt
Organism: Carassius carassius (crucian carp)
Lineage: Eukaryota; Metazoa; Chordata; Actinopteri; Cypriniformes; Cyprinidae
Exons: 8
Coding region: 637-1563 (308 amino acids)
Biological process (GO): protein polyubiquitination; ubiquitin-dependent protein catabolic process
Molecular function (GO): ubiquitin protein ligase activity
Source: RefSeq, a predicted model, not a curated record
AGGUGACUUUACUUCCGCAAUGACAUAAAAGCUCUGCGUCCUCCAUAAUAAAAGCCCGGGUGUCCUAAAUAACUUUUUACUUUUGAUACUAAAGAUGGACAACGACAGACUGACACACAUAUAUAAACUGUGAUGUUAAUCCAUUUAAUGGAUUAUAUAUUUGAAUUACAGAUUAAACCAAAAGUUACAGUUCUGUCCAAGUUAAAAAUUACUAUUAUUCUAAGACUAGGAUUGGUUUAACAUUGGAUAAAACUGUCUAUUAAAUGGCACAGUUAAAAUUGCAUUUUUAAUCUAACUACAUGGAUAUGCCAACAAAGCUAACUUCACCAAAUCAAUCAGUUCAGUCUGUUGAUUUCACACACAAAAAAAAAUGUUCAUGAAUUGCAUAGACAUAUUUAAAUAUAGAGUCAAUUUCUGUCAAUGUCCCCGAGUCACAUCAUUUAAGAUUUGUUUACAAAAUUAGUACCUGUCAGGUUAAACCGGUUCUAUAUUUACCAUCAUGAAAAGAAAGCAGCUGAAGCACACAGAAUACACUCCCUCUUUGGCCAUAAGGAAGUAAGACUCUUUUAAACUGCGACCUGAAAGUGAGCAUAUCAGAAGAGAGACUGCCAGUAGACAGACUAGACAGCAGACGAUAUGUCCGCCUCAGAGGAAGAGUGUCCUGUAUGCAGGGAAAACAUACAGAAUCCUUCUCAGCCAUCUCCAUGCUGUGGAAAAGUAAUUUGCCAGCAAUGCCUCAGUCAAUCUCUUCGAUAUAGGCUUCACUGUCCAUACUGCAGAAGCUCAGUAAACAACCGUGAUUCUGCCCGUAAUCCAUUGGUAUCUCCUGGUAGGAGGAGUCAGCGACGCCAAAUACUGCCGGGGAAUAGUCAAGUAUUUAAUUCAAGAAGACCUGUUGGCUCAAACAUACAGAAUCUGCUCGGCCAGCUUCGAUAUUCACUGGCACAAGAGGCAGACAUUGACUCUCAAGCCAGUCCACCCAAUCAGGCUGCCCGGACACCCGCCCCGCAAAAUCAAGCACCUUUCCCUUUAAUUUCCUCUGCACGGCCUGUUCCUACACCACGGAUAAGAGUUCAACCUGCAAAUUUAAUCGCUGCCCGACAGCCUGCACCCAUUAAUGCUGCUCCGAAUGGUUUUAUUCAAGCUCCCUUGCCACCUGCUCCAGCUCCUUUGCUGCUAAACCCCACCCCGUCCCAGGAAAAUUUGCAAGCUGAGCUUGAUGACUGGCCAUGGCACACGGAGAUCAGUCUAAUGGGGAUGAAUCCACAACCUCAAGGUUUAACUGUGAGGACAUUUGUCUGUCCGUUCUGCCGGGAUGAUGGACUUGAUGAACUCGAUCUACGUGAUCACUGCAAUGAACAUCAUGCCAAUGACAGCAGACAUGUGGUGUGUCCAGUGUGUGUGCAGACGCCCCACGGUGAUCCACAGUACUACAGCCGCAAUUUCAUUGGCCACCUUAACCUGCGUCACUGCUACUACCUGGAUGAUAUGACUAACCUCAACCAGACGGAUGAGAUGAACAUUCAGUGUGCAAUUCUAGCAUCAUAUAAGGAAAAUAUUUAGUCCUCAUUUUCAGAAACAUGACAACACAGUUUUAAGUUUUUUUUAACAUCAUUAAAACUGCGAAACUGUAAAAUCAUUAAAAUAUAUGGUAUAUCAAAUAUGUGAUACAUGUAAUGUGAAACAUGAUACUGUAUGUGGUUGGAAAUAUUUUGAUUGAACAGAAAAUUAUUGUGAUUAAGGGGUAUUUUACGAAGUAAUGUGUUGUCAUAUUCUAUCUGAUGCAUCUCAGGUAUUGUUCGUGGUUUUAAAAUUACUAUUAAUGAUUAAGCUGCCAAAAACAUUUUGCACAUUUUAGCUUUCCUUGCACUUUCUUUUCAGAUACAAGAUUUAUGUAACACACACAUACGUUUGUGAUAUUGUUUGUGGGAUUUACUUUCUAGGAAAAUGUAUCAAUGAAUUAUUCAAGUGACACCAGGCUCUGUUAAUGUAUUUAUGCUGCACCCCAAUGUAAAAAAAAAAAAAAUCCAUCACAGUAUGUAGAAAAUAUAUGCAAUUAAAGAAAUAGUUAACCCAAAAAAUGAAAAUUUACUGACCCUCAGGCCAAGAUGGAGCUUUUUCUUCUUCAUCAGAACCAGUCCUCUGCAGAGAAUGGGUGCCGUCAGAAUGAGAGUCC